Eupeodes corollae is the source of this 2822-nucleotide messenger RNA. Its product is annotated as collagen alpha-3(IX) chain-like. NCBI's taxonomy places the organism in Eukaryota, Metazoa, Arthropoda, Insecta, Diptera, Syrphidae. The transcript has 11 exons. Bases 202 to 2736 code for a protein of 844 amino acids. The record is from RefSeq and is a predicted model, not a curated record.
CGUACUUUUGAAUCAAUUUCAGUCUUUGUAGGAAUACGGUUGGAGUCUGUCGAAGACUAUUAUAUUGAGAGCGGUUUUUUCGUGAAAUCGAACAAAGUGGUCAAGGUUUUGAAUUUCAUUACCUACGAUAUUAAAAUAAGUGGAAAACUCAAAAUAUGACAUAGUUGUUCGUUACAUUUCGAAACAAAAAUUGCUAAUAUCAUGAUUAAUAAUUGUUGUAAACGUUGUGUAUUCUUAGUGUCAGUUUUAAUUUUAUUGGGAUUACGCGUUUACGGUAAAACUGAUUCGUACGAGGAAGAAUACGAAGAAUACACUAACCCAGGUCCGUGCAAUGCCUGGCGACCUGGUGACCCUGAUUUGAAUACUUUCGAUCUCAUACAAAACUACAAGUUGGAUCAGUACCAGUAUCAAUCGCAACAUGUACAACGUAUAACUGGUUCAAAUCAAUUCCAAACUGCAUUCCACAUCGAAGAAGAAUCAAAUAUGACCAUCGAAUCUAUUCAAGCAUUCCCACUUGGGGUUCCUAACGAAUUUUCAUUUGAGUGCACCUUUCGAACCCAGCAACCACCCAUUCAGCCAUGGUAUCUAUUCCAGUUGACCAACUACGAAUAUGAAUCUCAAAUGAGUAUGACUAUAAAUCCAAUUUAUAAUACAAUUGAUUUCGCUUUGCCAAAGUAUGACGGAUCUUUGAUGACGGUCUCAUUUCAAGAAUCCAAGCUCUUUGAUGGCUCCUGGCACAAGGUAAUGCUAGGAUUAACUCAAGACAGUGUCCGAAUGUGGGUGGAUUGUAAACCGACUCAAGAUCGAAGUGGAAAUGAGAAAGUGCCAGUAACUCGUGGCCAGAUUGAUGCAGCUGAUGGAUACUUUACGCUAGCUCAAGAUGUCAAAACGGGAAACACGAUACCAAUUGACGUGCAGUGGAUGGUGCUUAGUUGUGACGCUGAGAAGCCUAAUCGAACAACUUGUGAAGAGUUGCCGGACUAUGGUUUGAAGUUCAAGGGUGCCGAUCCUGUUGAUAAGGAAUGGGAAAUAGAACGAAAUCCACUAAUGCCGCUAACGGCAGGAAAUAGUCGAUCAUGUCCUGAACAAUGUCCAGCUGGGCCACCUGGUCCACCAGGGUUGAAUGGUACUCCGGGACAGCCAGGUCUCCCAGGACCACCUGGCCGUACAACAAAUACAAACAGAUUUGGAUUGAUUCCCGAGAAGGGUGAGAAGGGGUCAAUUGGCGAGCAAGGUUUUCCCGGUCCAAUAGGUGAAAUGGGCUUCAAAGGUGAACGGGGUCAAAAAGGUGAACCCGGAGAAAUGUCUUACUCUGGUUUUAUGCGGGAGAUUGGAAAUCAGUUCUAUAAUGAAACUCGAGGCGGUAAGGGAGACAAAGGGGAAAAAGGUUCACCGGGGAAUCCUGGAGUGCCUGGUGUGAUGGGAUUGUCGGAAAUAGGUGAACGAAUAGUAGGACCUGCUGGUCAACCAGGUCAAAUGGGGCCACGGGGUCUAAAAGGCGAACCAGGUGAAUCUGGACCAAUAGGCCCCCCUGGGCGCAAUGGAUUAAGUGGUGCACGAGGUUAUCCAGGUACACCAGGAGCUGAUGGAAGGCCAGGUAUAAUGGGAGUCCCCGGGCUUCCGGGUGAAAUUGGCAAGCCGGGGGAGAAGGGAGAGCCAGGGAGUCUUUCCGACCUCAGUUUAAUUGACGAAUUACAACGCACAAUAUAUAAUGCGAGUAUUGGACGUAAAGGUGAAAAGGGAAGUCCAGGAAUUCCAGGUCCUCCAGGAGCACCGGGAAAUUCUGGAUUGGAUGUGAUUUAUGGAGGAACUUCAUUACUUAAACCAAUUCAAGGUUCACCAGGCCUAAAUGGAGCCCCAGGCCCAAAAGGUGACGAAGGUCCACCCGGAUUGACCGGUCCACAAGGUCCAAUUGGCCCCACAGGCUUUCCGGGCUUAAAUGGAGUGCCUGGAUCGCCAGGGGAGCCAGGUCCAGAAGGACCUCCUGGAGUUCCUGGAGAAAGGGGUCCAAUCGGACAAUGUACUUGUGAAGAUCGAUACAAUCGCUAUACUGCUGCUAGUAACCCAGGAAUUCAAGGUGAACCAGGAAGAGAUGGUAAUCCAGGAGCGCCAGGUAUUCAAGGACAACCUGGUUUUCCAGGGCCUUCUGGUCCACCUGGUAACCCAGGUCCACCAGGUCCUCCGGGAUCGGCUGGAACAGUUUCGUCUUACAACAACAACUUUGAUGAAAAUGAAAUUCGAGAUAUCUGUAUUGGUUACAUAAAGGAAUAUAUAAAUGAGAUUCAAUCAACCUUGGUUGGACCCCCUGGACCACCGGGCAAAGGACGUAUAGGAAGACCUGGACCACCUGGUUCCCAGGGUGCCAGAGGUGACCCCGGUGUGAGAGGACAACCCGGUGACAGGGGCUUCCCUGGCAUUCCUGGGGUUCCAGGUUCACCAGGUACCACUGGCCCGCCUGGACUUGAUGGCCAAAAGGGUGAUAGAGGUGAAGAUGGGAUUGGGCGUGAAGGACCACCAGGACCUAUGGGCCCGCGAGGCUCAGAUGGAAUUGGAAAUGAUGGCUUCCCUGGCAGGCCAGGCGAUCGGGGUGAACAAGGAAGACCAGGUGAAACUGGUCCACGCGGUCCACCAGGACAACCAGGUGUAUGCCCUGAUUGUUCUUAUGCUUACACUGCAGCUUACCCUCUUUACUACCAGCAACAACAAAAUAAAGGCCCACAAAAUAUCAAAGGCUGAGGAAAGUAAAACAACUUUAAAAAUAAUUUGUUAAUUUUAAAUAAAAUUAAGAUACCAGUCGAAAUAUCUUUGUUGACAUUAAAUUA